This is a messenger RNA of Saccharomyces eubayanus, 1374 nucleotides long. RefSeq lists its product as uncharacterized. The transcript has a single exon. Bases 1 to 1374 code for a protein of 457 amino acids. Lineage: Eukaryota; Fungi; Ascomycota; Saccharomycetes; Saccharomycetales; Saccharomycetaceae. The record is from RefSeq and is a predicted model, not a curated record.
AUGCCUUUUAAUGUAUUAAAGAAACUGUCAAACAAUUAUAUAAAAGCAUGUCUUUUUGCGUAUAAUUGUGAUUUUGAAAAUUUUAUUUUAUACUUUGGUUUUGAUUUUUUACCUUCAGAUGAAAUAUUAACAAACUAUAUAGUUAGGGGUGUUUUAUUUAGUUUUGACUUCGCCAAAAGUAUAAAGAAUUGUAAGAAUGUUGAAUUCAAUACCUAUAUUUGUAGAGCGGUAAGUGCUAGAUAUAUAAUGAGUAAUGUAGUAGACGAUAUUAAAUUUUUAGAAAGAUAUAUUCCAGCCACUAUUUGGUAUCCAAAUGCUCCAUCGAAAGACACAUGUUUAAAAUUAUUAAACAUUGAUCAUAUGUAUCAUUAUUUAGUAGCUACUGUAUCUAUUCUUAUGAAUUGGGAGGAUGUGUUUAUUAAAUGUAAAUUUGAUGGUGUUGAUUAUACUGUAUUAUCAGCUUCUAGAAUAUCUAAUGAUAGAUUUUUCAAAUAUUUAGAAGAUAUAAAUAAAAAAGAGGUGAUAUGUUUUUAUAACUUAGAUGAUUUUUUGGUUUAUAAUGUGUGUUUUGAUUAUGAUCUAUCAUUUCCGAAUGAAUAUAAUCAUUUAAUUUGUUUUAGGGAAGUUUUUGGAAUGUACCAAACAUAUGGACAAUGUUCAGAAGAUAAUAUAAAAGAGAUAAUUGGUUUAACACUUGAAGAUAAUAUUGAAUAUGAUAGAACAUAUUUGCGUUUUCUUAAAUUUAGUUCUCUUGGUUAUAAUUUAAUUUUGAAUGAAAAUAAAAAGAGUUUAAGUUCUGAAAUAAAUAAUUUGAAUAUACACAAUGUUAAAUAUAAUAUUUUAAAAUCUAUAUAUGUUUUAAAUAAUUCAGACAUUUUUAAUCAUGAUAUGUGUAAAUCAGCAGUUUUAAAUUAUAUUUUAAACGAUUACUAUAAUUUUGAUUUAGUUUUUAAAUACAAACCUUUUUGGUUUUAUUCAUAUAAAAUUAUUGGUGAUAUAUUGGCUGAAAAGAUAAUAAAUGAUUUUGAUGAUUUAAAGUAUAAUGUAGGUUUAGCAUUAUGUAUAAAAAAUACUUGUUAUAUAUAUAAAAAAUAUGAAUUUAAACCUGAUAUAGAUAUGUUAAUAUAUAGUUAUAAUUCGGGGUCUAGAGAACUUUAUAAUCUUAUAUUAGAAGAUUUCAAAAAAUUAGGUUAUAUAUACAAACACUUGGAUAUAGAUAACGAAAUCAAUUUACACCAGCCUAAAAUUAUACAUAUUCAAGAUUUGAAUAGCUAUUUAAAUGUUAAAGAAGAGAUUAAUUUUAAUAAUAUAAAUGAAUAUAUCGAGAAAGAGAAUUCAUUGUUAUCAAGAUCCACACCUUCUCACUUUCCCUAA